Molecule: messenger RNA, 952 nt
Organism: Chaetomium fimeti
Lineage: Eukaryota; Fungi; Ascomycota; Sordariomycetes; Sordariales; Chaetomiaceae
Exons: 2
Coding region: 165-839 (224 amino acids)
Source: RefSeq, a predicted model, not a curated record
UUAAAUAGAAGACUCUUCUCCCAAGAUGAUGCCCUCGUUUUCAUUCCUCAUCGCAUCAAAGCAACACAGCAGCCAACAGCACUACCACCACCACCACCACCACCAUUCAAACACUUAACAAGACUUUCGAGUUCAUCUCAAAGACUCACCCCACCACCGCCAAUAUGAUCGACGCCGCUGAGCUUAGAAGACGCUGGUCGGACAAGACCAACGCCGUCUUCAGCGCCGGCGACCGCCAGGACUCGCACACCUUUGCGGCCGAGAGCUUCGAGCGCGAGUUCGACUUCAAGGGCUGCCAGAGCAUCGUCUUCCUCAACGGUGUGCGCACCGGCCGCGAGGAGGACGUGAUCCUGCUCACCCAAGGCACCGGCCACAUGGCCCUGCCCGCCGGCGUCCAGGUGCUGGUGCAGUCCGGCUUCGUCAAGUGCAACUCCCCGAGCCGCGACGGCGCCAGCAUCGUCGGCCCCGGCGCGCGCGCCCCGCCCCCGACCCUCGCCGCGGGCUAUGCCCCCUCCUCGGCCGACUCUGGCUAUAGCGGCUCGGUCCGCGGCAACACGGUCGACAGCUACCGCAUGAGCCCGCCGCGCGACGCCGCCGCCUUCAUGCGCGGGCCCCCCGCCGCCAGCUCCUACAUGUCGGCCGCCGACAUCCCCCUGCCCCGCAGCACCGCCGGCCGCAGCAACGCCGGCGCCAGCUCCAGCGAGUGGGAGGUCGUCGGCGAGCUCGACGGCUUCCAGGACCGCGCCCGCGACGACUGCAGCAUCGCCCCCAGCGAGAGCAUCAGCUCCGUCGGCAGCCGCGGCCAACAGUUCAGCCGCCGCGCCACCCACAACUUCUGAUCGCGUCUUCGCUUUCCGCGGGGAGAGUGCGACCGGUGGGUGAGGAGUGAUCGGGAACCGAGCGAGGCCCCUGAGAAAGGGGCACACUCUGGCGCGCUUUCGCACCGUCUUGA